AGCAUUUCUAAACUACCUGCCUAUACAAUAUGCACUCAAGUAAAGUGAAGUAAUAUUUUGUAUUUAAUUUUUUUCUUCCAACAUAAGUGGAAAAGCCCAGAAAGUCAACAGAAAAUGAAAACUUCAAAAGUUUUGAAAAGAACAAAAAGAUGACAAAUAACAGAAGUACUUCUGUCCUUGAUUAUACAUAUAUUCCCGAGGAUUAUAUUCUGUGGAUUGCGAAUGAACGCUUGUACGAUAUUAACAAGCCCACUGUGGUUAUCUUUAUACUGUUGAUAAUUUUUGGAUUAUUUGGGAAUCUUCUCGUUAUUUACGUUUUUGGAUUCCGUUUAAAGAAGUCGACUGUGCAUGCCUACAUUGUGAGUUUGUCUGUGUUUGAUACUCUAACCUGUCUAUUGUUAAUUUUCGAGGUUUUUGAUAAACGUUUUCCCAUGUAUAGUGGGAACUUCCCUGAAAUUUGCAAACUAGUCCGAUGCUUAGAAGUGUUUGCCAAUGGCUGCGCCAGUCUUACUAUGGCAGGCAUUGCUUUCGAUCGCUUCUACAAAGUUUGGAAGCCUCUGCGGAGAUUGUCCUUAAGAACAGUUAAAAAGAGCAUGCUGGGAAUAGUAAUAACAAUGAUUGUCCUCAGUUGGCCCAUGGCAGUUUUUCACGGCCCAGAAACAGUUACAACUAUUUAUCCUACCAUAACAGGAACAGACUGUGCUGAUGACGAUCGCUUUAAAGGAUCUGUGUACACCGGGAUCUAUUUCCUCGCUUUAUUCGUCAUUAUUCUCUCUUGUAUGGCAGAAAUCGUCAUCAUGUAUCUUUUAGUGUUUAUCAAUAUCUUGAAAUGGAAACGUAAUUUAACUGGAGAAAAUAUUCCAUCAACCUCAAACAAUUCUAGACCAUCUUCUCAUUCUUCAAAACAUAUAAACAAGUGUGUAAAGAAAAACAAUAGAAAAGGGCAAUCGACUAAAAAGAAUUCUGUUUUUGAUGAAGACGAUGUGGCCAAAAGACAUGAUUCCGUAAAGAAAUCUGAUCAUAAGAAAAAAAGAUAUUUCUUCACGUUAAAGAAGGAAAAUGAGGUGUUUUCUGAUCUCACAAAAAGCAUAUCUGCCUUCACAUUAUGUUCUAGUAAUAGAGACAAAUCUAACUUCAGCCUCUCAAACGAACACAAAGCAGAGAGGGAAUCUAGGGGAAAAACGGAAAACAUGGAAACUCCUAUACACACUCUAGCUAACCCGCAAAACUCAAACCAUAUAAAAAAUAAAGAAGAAAACAAGGAGAGUUUCUCUAAACCAAGAUACAUGAUUCGUCGAGAGAGUGGAAAGGUCAAGGUUAAACUCGGUUCCACAACGGUCAUGUUUAGUUUGAUAGCAUUGGUGUAUAUACUUAGCUAUAUUCCAACAAUAGUUGUAGAAAGCAUAAACGCCUUAAGUCCUAUCAAUGAAGAACAACUCUCAAUGUCGGUAAGAAAAAUUAUCGUGUUCUGUAACUCGGCCUAUUUCAUAAAUAUUGCCAUCAAUCCUAUUAUAUAUGGCCUCUUUAACAAGUUCUUUCGAAGUGAAGUGAUACAUAUUGUAAGAAAGAAAGCAAAGUAAAUUGUAUUUUCUGUUCGCAAUAGA
Messenger RNA from Saccostrea cuccullata (small rock oyster), 1604 nucleotides. Its product is annotated as octopamine receptor-like. Gene Ontology annotation, molecular function: G protein-coupled receptor activity. Gene Ontology annotation, biological process: G protein-coupled receptor signaling pathway. Gene Ontology annotation, cellular component: membrane. The record is from RefSeq and is a predicted model, not a curated record. The transcript has a single exon. Bases 150 to 1580 code for a protein of 476 amino acids. Lineage: Eukaryota; Metazoa; Mollusca; Bivalvia; Ostreida; Ostreidae.